Molecule: messenger RNA, 1285 nt
Organism: Lycium ferocissimum
Lineage: Eukaryota; Viridiplantae; Streptophyta; Magnoliopsida; Solanales; Solanaceae
Product: 24-methylenesterol C-methyltransferase 2-like
Exons: 1
Coding region: 53-1126 (357 amino acids)
Biological process (GO): steroid biosynthetic process
Molecular function (GO): S-adenosylmethionine-dependent methyltransferase activity
Source: RefSeq, a predicted model, not a curated record
CUUUUCUUGCACUUGUCUAAUUCGUUCUCACUUUUCUCUUCUCUUUUUCUCAAUGGAUUCUCUCACUCUCUUGGCAACCUUUUCCCUUGUCGCGGGCGGCCUUUAUUGGUUCGUUUGCAUCCUUGGUUCUGCCGAGCAGAAGGGUAAAACUGCCGUUCAACUUUCUGGUGGUUCUAUUGCCAAAGAGAAAGUUCAAGACAAGUACAAACAGUACUGGUCUUUCUUUCGUCGCCCUAAAGAAAUCGAAACUACCGAAAAUGUCCCUGCUUUUGUCGACACUUUUUAUAAUCUCGUAACGGAUAUUUACGAAUGGGGUUGGGGUCAGUCUUUUCACUUUUCCCCUUCUAUCCCUGGAAAAUCUCACCGUGAUUGCACGCGCAUUCACGAAGAGAGGGCUGUGGAUCUGUUGGGCGUAAAGCCUGGAGCCCGCAUUCUUGAUGCGGGCUGCGGGGUUGGAGGGCCUAUGCGGGCCAUCGCGGCCCAUUCAAAGGCUAAUGUUGUUGGCAUUACUAUCAACGAGUACCAAGUAAAACGGGCCCAGGCCCAUAACAAGAAAGCAGGCCUUGACUCCUUAUGUGAAGUGGUAUGUGGGAAUUUCCUAGAAAUGCCUUUUAGUGACAACAGUUUUGAUGGAGCGUAUUCGAUUGAAGCAACAUGUCAUGCACCAAAACUGGAAGAAGUAUACCAAGAAAUUUAUCGGGUCUUGAAACCCGGAUCGAUGUACGUUUCGUACGAAUGGGUUACAACUGAAUUAUACAAUGCUGAUGAUCCUGAACAUGUUGAGAUUAUUCAUGGUAUCGAAAGGGGUGAUGCGUUACCCGGUCUGAGAAGUUACAGCGACAUUGCUAAGGUUGCUAAGAAGGUCGGGUUUGAAGUUGUGGACGAAAAAGAUUUGGCAAAGCCACCAGCAAACCCAUGGUGGACAAGGUUGCAAAUGGGGAGAAUUGCUUAUUGGAGGAACCAUAUUGUUGUUACAGUGCUUUCUUGGCUUGGAAUUGCACCUAAGGGUACAGUUGAUGUGCACAAAAUGUUGUUUGUGACAGCUGAUUAUUUGGCUAAAGGUGGUGAGAAAGAGAUUUUUAGUCCUAUGCAUAUGAUUCUUUGCAGAAAGCCUGAAGAACAUUAGGCAUCGUCAGAUUAGGUGUUUUAAUUUAAUGUGGAAUUAUUGGAUUACCUAUGGUUUUUUCUUGGGCUUAUUGGAUUUAAUUUAAUGGCAUUUUUUCUCUUUGACUGUUUCUUUCUGUAAUUUCUAGAUUAAUAUAUUUGCUUCUGAUGUAGUAGGAGA